Anguilla rostrata (American eel) is the source of this 1518-nucleotide messenger RNA. RefSeq names its product zinc-alpha-2-glycoprotein-like. The transcript is spliced from 5 exons. The record is from RefSeq and is a predicted model, not a curated record. Gene Ontology annotation, biological process: immune response. The coding region runs from base 104 to 1240 and encodes 378 amino acids. Gene Ontology annotation, cellular component: external side of plasma membrane. Lineage: Eukaryota; Metazoa; Chordata; Actinopteri; Anguilliformes; Anguillidae.
UUACUGCUUGAUUUGCUGAAACAACGUGUAACGAGAGAUUUCCCAAAGGCUGUUGGCAACAAAUAGACCAGAGUGGAUAUAGUUUUUGAGGUUGUGUUGUAAAAUGUUUAGUAUUUAUGGAAUUUUAUUGUUUUCGGACAUUGUUUGGCGCACUAUAUCGGUUCCUCACUCCCUUCUGGGUACCUACACUGCAGUGAAUUCUGAUGAGUUCACUUGUGUCCUGUGGCUUGAUGGUGAAGCAGUCGAUUCCUACAGUAGCAAUGGCACGGACAGUGUGCCCCAUAGAAACUGGAUGCGUGAAGGACCAGGCCGUUCUCUGUGGAAGUCUGUCAAACGCCUUAAUAUGGAGCAUUGGAACAGAGGCAGAACUGACAUCUUAAAAAAUUACACAGGACUUAACAUGUCUGGUGCUGCCGUCCUGCAGGGGAGGUUUGGCUGUGAGAUCGAGCGAAACCCUGACUCUGGUGUAAGACUUAUGAGGGCCUUUGCUCAGUACGGAUGGAAUGGAGAAGACUUCCUGUCCUUGAACCUCAGCAGGCUUCAGUGGGAGGCUUCAGCAGGAUCUGCUGUCCCCAUGAAGAGGAAGUGGAACAGGGACGAGGACAUCACCACGGAAACUAAGAACUACAUAGAUUACAUCUGUGUGCAUCACCUGGAGAGAAGUUUGUCCUUUGAAGCAGAGGAGAGCCAGGAGACAGUUAGUCACUCCCUGCUAGGCACCUACACUGCAGUGAAUACUGAUGAGUUCACUUGUGUCCUGUGGCUUGAUGGCGAAGCAGUCGACUCCUACAGUAGCAAUGGCACGGACAGAGUGCCCCGUAGAAAUUGGAUGCGUGAAGGACCAGGCCGUUCUCUGUGGAAGUCUGUCAAACGCCGUAAUAUGGAGCACUGGGACAGAGGCAGAACUGACAUCUUAAAAAAUGACACAGGACUUAACAUGUCUGGUGCUGCCGUCCUGCAGGGGAGGUUUGGCUGUGAGAUUGAGCUAAACCCUGACUCUGGUAUAAGACUUAUGAGGACCUUUGCUCAGUACGGAUGGAACGGAGAAGACUUCCUGUCCUUCAACCCCAGCAGGCUUCAGUGGGAGGCUUCAGCAGGAUCUGCUGUCCCCAUGAAGCGGAAGUGGAACAGAGACCGGACCAUCACUGUGGAAACUAAGGACUACAUAGAUUUCAUCUGUGUGCAUCACCUGUUGAAGAGUUUGUCUUAUGAAACCAAGGAGAACAAGGAGACAGGUUAGUACCAAGAUCCCAAAGAAAAUGGAGCACACUGCAGUAUAUUGGAAACAACGUAAUAUAUGUGUCAAGAUAUCAGAAUUUCACAAUAUAUGGGGAACUAUUAAAAUUAUUGCAGCUUUCAUUGCUAUAUAUCCACACACAAACACUAUACUGCUACUUGAAAGUUUGUGAACCCUAUAGGGGUCAUUAUUUUAUUUUGUAAACCAUUUCCAUUUCUUUAAGCUUUGAAAGCUUUUUUCUGGCUUUUUUAAAUAAAGGAUGGUACCUUAUUUAAAAUGUA